AAUUUAAUUCUCCUUCAGCUUUGUACCAAAAAAAAAGGGGACAACCUUCCGCUUUCCUUUCUCAAAUGGGAAAUGAAAAAUAAAUAAACAACAAUUUAAUUCAGAAGUAGCUGAAGAAGUUCAAACUCUGUCAUCCAUUUCUCCAAAAUUGAAAAAACAAAAAAUCCUCCAUUCCAACUUCCCAUGGCAAACUUCGUCGAUACAAACUCCGGCUUUUGCUCCGAAACGAUGACGUUCCAUAGCCUCCGACCUCCCAUUCCACUCCCACUCGAAUCCGCACCCGUUUCAAUAACCGACUUCGUCUUCUCUCUGCUCCACUCGUCCCCUCCCUCCUUCACCGCCAUCGCUCUCAUCGACGCCACCACGCGUCGCAGUAUUCUCUACCCCGAAAUGAUCUCCCGCUUCGAAAACCUAGUCACCUCACUCGGCACGCACUUCGGCCUCUGCAAAGGCGAUUGUGCUUUUGUUUUCUGCUCUAACAAUAUUUACACUCCGAUUCUUUAUUUGUCUCUCUUCUCUCUCGGCGUCGUUAUCUCUCCCGUAAAUCCAGCUGCUACUGUCCCCGAGAUUCAUCACCAAAUCCGACUUUCAAAACCGGCAAUCGCUUUUGCCUCGUCGGAUUCAGCUCAUAAAAUCCCUUCGCUUAAACACGGAAUCGUUACUAUAGACUCGGUUGAAUUCGAGUCAUUAAUGGAAAGUCAAAGUGAAAAAAAUGGCAAAGAAGGAAUCAAAGUGAACCAAUCAGAUGUGGCCACGAUUCUCUAUUCGUCCGGCACAACCGGUCGGGUCAAAGGAGUUGCAUUAACUCACCGUAACUGGGUAGCGACGAUUGCCGGUGGAAUGCGUCCAGUGAGGAAUUUCCCUAUUUUUGCUUUUUGUACGGUUCCAUUAUUUCAUGCCUACGGAUUAGCAUUCAGUUUGAGGGCUUUGGCGUCGGGGGACUGCGUGGUGAUAAUGGGAGGAGGUCGGACAUUUGAUCUGAGAAAAAUGUACAGAGUUGUCGAGGAGUAUAGAGUUAGCCACUUGGCUUUGGCUCCACCUUUGGUUGUAACGAUGGUGAGGGAUGCUGAGAUAAUGUAUGCCUAUGACUUGAGCUCUCUUGAAGUUGUCGUGUGUGGAGGAGCUCAUUUGAGUAAGAGUAUGAUCCAGAGGUUGAGACAACGGUUGCCCAAAGUUCAGCUGGCGCAGUCAUAUGGGCUAACUGAAACAACGGGGCGAGUGUUUGGUACAAUGGGUCCCGACGAAAGCCGACUAGAAGGUGCGACGGGGAAGCUUAUGGCAAAUUGUGAAGCCAAAAUUGUGGAUCCUGAAACUGGUGCUGCUUUGCCUCCUUCCAUGCCUGGAGAGCUUUGGGUUAGAGGAGCUCUUGUGAUGAAGGGAUACGUUGAUGAUGAGGAGGCAACUGCUGCGACUUUGGAUACGGAGGGAUGGUUAAGAACUGGCGAUCUUUGUUAUAUUAAUAAUGAAGGUUUCCUGUUUUUUGUAGAUAGGAUAAAGGAGUUGAUCAAAUACAAAGGCUACCAGGUUGCCCCAGCUGAAUUGGAGCAUCUACUUAAUUCCUAUCCAGAUGUUGUCGAGGCUGCUGUGGUUCCGUUUCCGGAUGAGGAAGCGGGCCAGGUACCGGUGGCCUUUGUGGUCAAACAAUCAGGGAGCAGCAUUGAUGAGUCAAAACUCAAGGAUUUUGUUGCCCAACAGGUUUCUCCAUAUAAAAGAAUACGAAGAGUAAUGUUCAUUGAUUCAUUGCCAAAGAGCGCCUCAGGUAAAGUGCUGAGGAAGGAUUUGGUGAUCAAAUUGUCAAGUGCUACCUCCAAGCUGUAAUAUUCUUUUGCUUCUUUGCGUUUUUAUGAUAAAAAAAUCGCCAUAUGUUGUUUAUCUAUGUUGUAUAACCGAAGAAUUGUUGCAUGUCAUUACAAAUAAUCGAAAGUAAAAAAAUUUGCUCUUAAAAUAAUGGGAAUAUGAAAUUCUCAAUUCUAUUCCAUCUAUAAGGUAUUUUAAUUGUAAUGAAGCACAUUUCACUGCUCUAUUCGACUAAUGAAAGAAAACCAAGGAAAGGAAACGAACAAAUGUUGAAAUAAAAGUUGCAUAAGGACCCCGUCCCGCCCAAAUUGUUGUAACAGUUGGGCCAAUUCGUUGCAAGAAUUCACUGGGUAGAAAUGAAACAUAUUGCAUGCACGACAAGAGUCAAGGCCCAAGGAGUAAAAAAGUUGAUACUUCCCAGAAAAAAACAAAAGAACUGCC
This is a messenger RNA of Durio zibethinus, 2238 nucleotides long. Its product is annotated as 4-coumarate--CoA ligase-like 9. Lineage: Eukaryota; Viridiplantae; Streptophyta; Magnoliopsida; Malvales; Malvaceae. Gene Ontology annotation, molecular function: CoA-ligase activity. The record is from RefSeq and is a predicted model, not a curated record.